AUGGGAGAUCGUAAACGCUCUUCUCCAACAAUAGUAUCCAUCAACGAAGCUUCGCUUUCCAAGAAAAGAAAAAUCACUGCAUCUUCUUCGCACUUUCAUCACCAAACUAUCUCGCCGGUAACUUCCGUGAAUUCCGCUGCCACGGUGUCUUCCGACGAAUUUUGCCCGGAUCACGCUCAACUGCCUCGUUUCAGCUCCGACAAGGUUUUCGAAACGUGCGAAGUCGUUAAGGAACGCGACGCAACGUCGUUAGAUCCAGAGCUGAAAACAAAGGGUUUGGAGUCAAACGCAACGAAACGCAAUUUGAAGUCGUUCAGGGAGGAGGAGAUCGAUGAAUUCUUUGCGAGGUUCGAGCGGGAGGAACAAAAACGAUUUUCUGAAAAGUACAACUUUGAUAUUGUUAGAGAUAUGCCGUUGGAGGGUCGUUACGAGUGGGUUCGUUUACAUUGA
Molecule: messenger RNA, 450 nt
Organism: Vicia faba (fava bean)
Lineage: Eukaryota; Viridiplantae; Streptophyta; Magnoliopsida; Fabales; Fabaceae
Source: the annotation of a GenBank genome assembly